This is a messenger RNA of Annulohypoxylon maeteangense, 786 nucleotides long. Its product is annotated as CIA30-domain-containing protein. Bases 1 to 786 code for a protein of 261 amino acids. The transcript is spliced from 2 exons. Gene Ontology annotation, biological process: mitochondrial respiratory chain complex I assembly; mitochondrial electron transport, NADH to ubiquinone. NCBI's taxonomy places the organism in Eukaryota, Fungi, Ascomycota, Sordariomycetes, Xylariales, Hypoxylaceae. Gene Ontology annotation, cellular component: mitochondrion. The record is from RefSeq and is a predicted model, not a curated record.
AUGCGCGCAACGGCAGCAUGUCUAGCCAGAGGGUUCUGGGGCCGCAGCCUCGACGAAUUCAAGCGCCUCUCCAACAUCGCGCUUAAACUCGAAGGCAUAAAAGGCCCCUCAGGCCCUCUCCCCCUGCAAUCCUUCCACUCCGCGGACUCCCUCGAAGACUGCAAAUGUUUCUACGACCGGGACAUCGGGGGGUCCUCCAAAGCCUCCUUCGACUGGGUACCUCCCUCCCCAUCGGAGCGCACACCGGGCCACGCCCGCUUCCACGGCAGUAUAUCCAACGCUUUACCCGCGAACCGGCCCGACGUCCAGCGCUCGGGGUACGCGGCGUGGCGGACGCUGGAUAAACCGCCGACGAUAUUCGGGCGCACGCUCAUCGACAUCGAUUCGUACACGUACCUCGGGAUGCGGGUGCGGUCGGACGGGCGCUCGUACUUUGUCAAUGUGCAGACGGAGUCCGUGGUCCCGACGGACUUGCACCAGCAUCGGUUAUUCGCGAAGCGCCCCGGGGAGUGGGAGACGAUUCUGAUUAAGUGGAAUGAUUUCGUGCGCACGAACGGGGGGUAUGUAGUGGAGCCGCAGACGGAGAUGUUGCGGCAGAAGGUGCGGAGUAUUGGGGUGAGUUUGACGGAUCGGGUUCCGGGCCCGUUUGAUCUGUCGAUUGAGCGGAUUUGGGCGACGAAUGAUGCGAGGGAGGUUGAUGGGGAGAAGGGGGUGGGAGAGGGGGAGGUUAGGGAGGGGGGGUUGAGGGAUAAGCAGGGGAGGCAUAUUAGUUGGAAUGAGAAAUGA